AUGGACGGCCAAAAUGACCUGUCCAAAUAUAUCCAGCAGCUGGAACUCUUCCGGCAGCAUGAUUACAACCGCGAUCAGAUGAUUCAGGAAAUAUUAGUCCGCUAUGAGCGUCUGCAGCGAGAUUAUCUGGAAAAAUGCGACGACUACAGUAACGAGGUCGAAUCUCGUCGCAUGUGGCAAACCAAGGCGCAAAAGGCCGACAGAGAGGUUCAGAUGUUAAGCAAGACUAGCGAAUCUAAUCCUUUUGUUUUCGUUAUUAUCGACGGAGAUGGUGCCGUUUUCCAGGACGCUCUGCUCAGAGCCGGCGCCGACGGCGGUGCUCGAGCUGGCUAUCUCCUGAGCAAUGAGAUAAGAAAUUACGUUACCGACGCCUACCCUCAGACGGCAAGCCAGGAUUGGAACAUUGUUGUCCAGGUCGUACUUAACCUCGAUGGUCUUGCCAAAAAGCUCCAUGCCUCCGGCAUCGUCCCCAACACUGUCGCAGAGCGCACCCUGGCCGAUUUCGGUCGCGGGUUUGGCCGCUCACAACCUCUUUUCAGCUUCAUUGACGUCGGCUCGGGCAAGGAGUCUGCCGACCACAAGAUCCGCGAGAUGCUGCGUCUCAUGGUUCGCGUCACCCAGUGCAAGCACAUCUUCUUCGGUCCCUGUCACGAUAACGGUUAUUUGCCUGUUCUGGAGCCUUACAACCUCGAUCCCAACGUUAACCCACGCCUGACACUUAUUGAGACUACUCCGGCCGAGGAAGGAUUCAAGCAUUUGAACUUUCAUAGAAUCAGCUUCAAGUCCGUCUUCAGGACCGAGAAGCUGCCCGACAGAGUCGAACGAACAAUCGUGUCGACCAUUACCGCGACCGCCGGCAUGCAGCCACUGCCGCCGCCGACUAGUUUCACUCAGCCAAACGGUUCCGCCAGCAACGGUAAUGGCGGUGCGCUACUGAGAAGCAACACAAACGAGAGCCAGCCGCCUCGCGUCACUAGUCCGUCCUCGAGCGGCGGUGCUCAGACGCCCACCUCUUGGUCUACCCUCACCAAGUCCGUCGCGCCCAAGACGAUCGACAUUUCAUCUAAAAAGACUGCUCCCAAAAAGUACUACCUUCUCAAUGCCGAAAGCCAGCGCGUCGACGAGGCGCUUCCGCGCACCGAUCCGACCGCCGAGAAGCGGUUUAAAGACCGCAUGAAUAAGCUAGGCAACGUCUGCAACGCCUUCCACCUACACAACAACUGCAAGAAUGGGGACGAUUGCGGGUACUCUCACGGCGAGAGACUGAGUCCGGGAGAACUCCUGGUACUCAAGCAGAAGAAACCGCGUGUGAGGGUUUUCGAGGAUGGCAACACCCAAAUCAUGGCCGCCUAG
Molecule: messenger RNA, 1353 nt
Organism: Colletotrichum karsti
Lineage: Eukaryota; Fungi; Ascomycota; Sordariomycetes; Glomerellales; Glomerellaceae
Product: c-x8-c-x5-c-x3-h type zinc finger protein
Exons: 4
Coding region: 1-1353 (450 amino acids)
Molecular function (GO): metal ion binding
Source: RefSeq, a predicted model, not a curated record